GACCCUGUGUGCGGUUUGUUCUUCGUUAGAGGUUGCGCUAAGUUACGUGAUUGUUGCCUUUAACUUUGAGCUCGUGCACGGAUAAUGAAAGCAGUUUAAUAAUUAAACGCUUUAUGUUCUGAAGGAUAACAACAACAUGGAAGCGGUGAAAGCUUUCAACAUUGAGAUGGCGUCCAUGCUGGACACGAAGCCGCCGAUCUCUCGAGCGAAAAUGAUGUCCAUUACCAAAGCUGGGAUGAAAGCGAUUAAGCUUUAUAAACACGUUGUCCAAAUCAUCGAGAAGUUCAUCAAGAAGUGUAAUCCCGAGCUGAAGGUCCCCGGUCUCUACGUGGUGGAUUCGAUUAUCCGACAGUCCCGUCAUCAGUUCGGAGAAGAUAAAGACGUGUUCGGGCCGAGGUUCCUGAAGAACAUCAGCGCCACCUUUCAGAGCCUUUACGAAUGUCCUCCUGAUGAUAAGGAUAAGAUCCUGCGUGUGUUGAGUCUGUGGCAGAAGAACUCGGUGUUCAGUAUGGACGUCAUUCAGCCGCUGAUGGACAUGGCGUCGGCUCCGGUGGUGGCUGUUAUGGAGAAUGGUGGUACGCUGGGAGGUUCUCCAGCCGAAGCAGUGUGUGUUCAGCCAACGCCAGAACCGUCCACACUUCCUGUAUCUCAGAACGCAGCAGAUCAGCAGAACAACGUGACGCUCGCUGCUGUGGCUCAGUUUCUCCAGUCUGCUCAGGGCCUCGACCUCCAGCAGAUUCUGCGGACUCUCCAGCAGGGAGGAGCUACACAGGCUAACACGGCUAACAGCGCUAGCACGGCUAACACGGCUAACAUGGCUAACACUGCUCCUGCCCAACAGAAUAGCUCAAUCUCUAAGGUGCUGCAGGACCGAUUCGAAUAUGAUGAGGAACCAGAUGUCGAGGAACCACAGCAGAUGGAAAGGUUUCCCGCUUCCUCCAUAAAACUUGCAGAUCUGCAGCACGCUCUUCAGGGUCGCCACCUUUCCAACCAGGCGCUUCCUCUCACGCAGAUUGAACAAAUUGUGACCAAACCUGAUAACACCACCACUCGCGCCAUCGCAGAACCCCACACGGCUGAAUCAGGUCACUCCAGGAGAGAUGACCGAGAGAGGAGGUACAGCAGGAGGUCACGGUCAAGGUCACCCAGGCGGCGCUCGUCGUCUCGUUCUCGAUCUCACUCGCGACAUUCGCGGUACCGGCGCUCUCGCUCUCGUUCCCGCGAGCGUCGGAGGAGUCCGCCGAGAUCACGCGCCGAGGACAGGCGAGAGAUGGAGAGGAGAAAUAAAGGAUUCCCGCCUGUGAAGAGAGAGACUCUGAGCGUGUGCAGCACGACUCUGUGGCUCGGGCAGCUGGAUAAGAAAACGCAGCAGCAGGACGUCAGCAGUCUGAUGGAGGAGUUCGGCCAGAUCGAGUCCAUCAACAUGAUCCCUCCCAGAGGCUGCGCCUACAUCGUCAUGGUUCACAGACAGGACGCCUACACCGCGCUGAAUAAACUGAGCCGAGGAAACGCCAAGAUCAACCACAAAUCCUUCAAGAUUGCGUGGGCGAUGAACAAAGGUGUCGGAGGUCGCUUUAAGAAGCACUGGAACAUGGAGCUGGGCGUGACCUACAUCCCCUGGGAGAAGCUGAAGGACGCGGAGAUCGUGGGUUUGCGGGAGGGAGCAGUGCUCGACCAGGAAACACUCAAACCAGAGUGGGCCUCGAUGCUUGCCGAGCUUGUUAAACCCGUCGGAGACGGCGGCGAGGGACCUGAACGAGAACGCGAGGGCGGAGCUGCAGUCGCGUCACAGGUGUCUGCUGUAAGCACAGAGUCUGGCGUCGAGCGCACACACACCCUGCCAGUCGACCCUGUGGAGCCUCCGUCAGAAAAUUCCAUCAGCGGUCCUGGAAACCAGACAGGACCGUUACCUCUAAAUCAUCCUCCGGUUCCAUUUAUGCCUCCGUUUCCUAACGUCCUGCGUCCUCCACCCAAUCUGCCUCCUCCCAAUGUGCCCAGGGCUCCCAUGUUCAGGAUCAGGUUGCCCAUGCCGGGUCCAAGCGAUCCCGCUGAAGAGUUUCCACAUCCGGGCAUCAUGGAAGCUGAGCGCUGGAACGACAGGCCUUUCAGGAACGACUGGCAGGAAAACGGACCGCCCAGAGGACCCCCCGAGUGGUCCGGCCCGGAGCCUCCGUUCAGGCACAGCGGGUGGAGCAGAGGAGGUCACUGGGGUCACGGACAAUUCAGAAACUGAUUAAAAAAAAAAAAAAACUUAAAGUAUUUAAGACUAACAAAAACUCACAUCAACUCAGCUUUCAAAAAAUUAACCAAAAUGUUACAGGAUCUUAAAAAAAUCCACAAAUUUAUUCAUUUUUUUUUUUUUUUAAAUUCUAUACUUUCAAAAGAAAUUCCCCAAAUUCGACAAAAUUCUCAUUAUUCUCUAAACAUCACAAUUACAACAGAACUCUUACCCAAAAAAAUAAAUCAGCAAAAUUACCAAAACAAUCUUCAGAGAAAUCCACAAAAUUGCUUGAAUUUAUAUUUUUUAAUUAAAAUAAAAAAGUCUAUGAAUUACAUUUAUAGACAAGGGUCUAUAAAAAAUUCUCCAAAUUUCUUAAACAAAUGAAAAAAAUGGGAACGUUUCCAAACUGUUACUGAACCUUCCAAAAAAAUCCACAAAACUUAUUUUUAUAAAUUCCAUGAAUUUCAAAAACCCUAAAAUCUCUUUAAAAAGUCGUUGCACACUGUAACCAAAUUUCAAAGAAAACCUCCACUAUGACACUAAUACAGACCAGUCCACAAAUUCCAUGAAAUUGUCCCAAAAUUUCUCUAAAUUCCAGAAAUUUUUUGUUUCUUAGAAGUUUGAUUUCAUUACACUUUUUGAGAUAUUGAAUAUGAAACAAGUAAAAGUAAAGGAGUUGUUCUGAGCUCAGGACUGUUCGAUUAAUCUGAUUGUCUGUCCUCAAUGUUUGUUGUGCAAUUUUUUCAUUUCAUUCGAAAUUUGUAAAAAUCUGAUGGUUUUAAUCUGACUUUCAAUGAAAUGCGAAGAACUUUUUUUUUUUCGUAGUCAUACUAUAGUGAGGAGUCACGACAUCCCAUAAUGCACUGGGAGAAGGUUAGUGUCCAAUCGAUCUCUACAGAAACCCAUCAUGCAUCAUCGGGAGGAGGGUGUGGUUUCAGACUCGGGGUUGAUGGUAACACAGUGUGUCUGAUUAUUGUUCAGAACAUUUGUGUAAAUGUUCUGUUCCUGUUUUUGGAGGAUUUGUAUAUUUUGGAGUUUUGCUGUAAAAGCAUUUGACGCUCUCACUGUAAAUUUUAGUAAACUAAUUUUCUAUCAA
Pangasianodon hypophthalmus (striped catfish) is the source of this 3317-nucleotide messenger RNA. It is a transcript of the gene scaf4b, whose product is annotated as SR-related CTD-associated factor 4b. The record is from RefSeq and is a predicted model, not a curated record. Gene Ontology annotation, cellular component: nucleus. NCBI's taxonomy places the organism in Eukaryota, Metazoa, Chordata, Actinopteri, Siluriformes, Pangasiidae. Gene Ontology annotation, biological process: negative regulation of termination of RNA polymerase II transcription, poly(A)-coupled. The coding region runs from base 137 to 2233 and encodes 698 amino acids. Gene Ontology annotation, molecular function: RNA polymerase II C-terminal domain phosphoserine binding; RNA binding. The transcript has 18 exons.